CGCAUGAACAAGUGGCGAAGGAUUCUUCGGAGCCACGGAUAAGAUAAGUGUCGUAGUGUUACAAACGUCUACUUCCCGGGGCUGGCAGAAAGACUUUCCAUUCUCUCAUCAACCGCUUUGUCUCUUAACCCGUAAAGACAGGACGAGAUGGAUGCGUUGGGAAGCUGGUAUCCACUGCUUGUGGCCAGCGUCGUUCUUGCGUUCCUCGUCUGGAGGGCCGUCUACAACCUCUUCUUCCAUCCUCUAGCGAAGAUCCCUGGGCCAUGGCUACCCGCUCUGACAACGUGGUAUGAGGCCUACUUCGAUUGCUUUCGCAAGGGGGGUGGGCAACUCCCGUUCCAAUUGCAGAAGCUUCACGAUGUAUACGGCCCUAUUAUCCGACCGGCUCCGAACCAUGUGCACAUCAGCGACCCCAGCUACUUGGACACGAUAUAUGCGCAAAGAAGCCGUAACGCCAUCGUCAAUGAGGGCAUGGUGGUGGACCGCAGUAUGGGCGGCGCCGAGGACUUUGAACUCCACCGCAUCAGAAAGGACGCGAUGAGUCCCUUCUUCAGCCAAAAGGCCGUCAUCGGUCUCGAGUCGCUCAUGGCCGAGAAGAACGGCAAGGUUGCCCGCAUUCUACACAUCGCCGCCGAGAGUGGACACACAGUGAAUCUAUCGGACAUCUUCUUUGCAUAUUCGAACGACGUUGUGCGCUCGUAUUCGUUCGGGUCGGAUGGGAAUCUGCUCGACGAUUUGCAGGAGGCGAAGCGGCAACGCACCAAUCUUGCACAGCUAUUGCUCGGUGUCAACGUCCGGCGUCACUUUACUGCUUUCUUUCGCAUACUGAGCAAAGUCAUGCUGGCGCUAUUUGGCGAUAAAGCUAUACCUCUUGCAAUGAGGGAUAUCAUACGCUUCAAACAAGAUACGCGUCAGCGCAUCACCGCUGUUCUCGCAGACAACGACACCAGCCAGAAAGGUCGAUAUUCGGUAUUCCACGAGCUCAAGGACAGCUCCAUCCUACCGCCGGAAGAGAAGACGAUCGGUCGUCUCGAGGAUGAAGCGAUGCUGCUCGUCAUGGCUGGCACAGAGUCCCCGGCCAAAUCACUGGGCAUUGCCGCUUUCUAUCUACUUCACCAGCCCGAAGUGAUGAACAAGCUUCGGAGCGAGAUUGCAGACGCGAGACGAAGACAAGGGCGAACUUUGUCGCUCGUAGACCUGUUGGCUCUGCCGUAUUUGAGUGCGGUGCUCACGGAAGCGAACCGCCUGUCAUUUGGAGUAACGAAUCGAAUGAGUCGCUACUCCCCCAACGAAACCCUCAGGUACACCGCAUCGUCCGGUCCACACCAGGGCACAACCUACGCCCUGCCGCCAAAAACCCCCCUUUCAACAGUCACAUACUGCACCCACACGGACGAAACUCUCUACCCGCAACCCCACCGCUUCGAUCCCUCCCGCUGGAUCGUGGACCCGGACAACCCCGGCAACGACGAGGCGGCCGUCAAUCGCCGGAAGCGCUGUAUGGUUGCGUUGGGCAAGGGCCACCGACGCUGUCUGGGCAUCAGCCUCGCCAAUGCGUCGAUGAGUUUGCUGAUUGCUGAGCUGGCUGGAUAUGAUAUGGUGCUUGUCGAUACGGAUGAGAGGGACGUCAAGUUUCAGUAUGACUUUCAGAUCAGCCAUCCUCGCUUGGACUCGAAAGGCGUUCAGGUCAAGGUCGAAGCGGUACAUAGCUUCUAACAUAAUAAUCCCCGGGGGAAAUGCAAGAUAAUUUGAAUGACCACAAGAGAAAUCGCAAGCAGGAGCA
Messenger RNA from Neohortaea acidophila, 1783 nucleotides. Its product is annotated as cytochrome P450. Gene Ontology annotation, molecular function: oxidoreductase activity, acting on paired donors, with incorporation or reduction of molecular oxygen; heme binding; monooxygenase activity. The transcript is spliced from 3 exons. Lineage: Eukaryota; Fungi; Ascomycota; Dothideomycetes; Mycosphaerellales; Teratosphaeriaceae. The record is from RefSeq and is a predicted model, not a curated record. Bases 148 to 1716 code for a protein of 522 amino acids.